Molecule: messenger RNA, 5486 nt
Organism: Myripristis murdjan (pinecone soldierfish)
Lineage: Eukaryota; Metazoa; Chordata; Actinopteri; Holocentriformes; Holocentridae
Gene: rin2a
Product: Ras and Rab interactor 2a
Exons: 12
Coding region: 259-3675 (1138 amino acids)
Biological process (GO): signal transduction; vesicle-mediated transport
Cellular component (GO): cytosol; endocytic vesicle
Molecular function (GO): guanyl-nucleotide exchange factor activity; small GTPase binding
Source: RefSeq, a predicted model, not a curated record
CUUCAGAAAGACCUUAAGGCGAUGGAGGCAGCCGGUGCGGGACAGACUGAGUUCACUUUUCUCUCUCUAAAUAUUAAUAUGGCCUGUCGACCGUGAGAAAGAGAGAAGAAAACCUCGGAAAAGAAAGCUAUAAUGGUAUUUACACCUUCAGCGGAUCGUCGGAGCAGAGGAACUUUGUCCUGCCGAGUCCCAGCAGCCUGCGCUCUGAAAUAGGUGCUGUAGCAGAAAGACACAGACAGAGAGGGCCUUACAGACAACAUGUCCACCAGUGAAGUCAGUGAAACCCGCCGGCAUGAGAGAAAAGGCAGCUUCUUUAAGCUGAUCGACUCGUUCGCCUGGGAGAUCGGGACUCUGAAGAAGGAGAUGGUGCACAAGACAGAGCCGGAAGAGAGAGACAAUGACGCGGAUACACUCCAAAGGCUGGGCGGAGAGGUGGGCGGUCUCUUCCUGCAGGCUUCGCCCUGUGCUGGCAUGGCGGCGGGGCUGGCCGGAGCGAGAGAUUCGGGCUACGACUCCCUGCGUAGGCGGAUGAGUGUGUUGGACAGACUGGUGCAGACACAUGCUGUGUGGCUACAGCUGGGACUGAGCCAUCAAGACGCCACGCGCAUCCUGCAGGGCCAACCCGCUGGGACGUUCUUGGUGAGGAAGUCGACCAGCCUGCAGAAGAAGGUCAUCUCUCUGCGCAUGGACAAAGACUCUGCGGUGCCCGUCAAAGACUUCCCCGUCAAGGAGAGUCAGUAUACUUUCUCCUUGGAGGGAUCCGGCCUGAGCUUUGCAGACCUUUUCCGUCUCGUAGCUUUCUGCUGCAUUAGCAGGGACGUGUUGCCUUUCACUCUGAAGCUUCCAGAAGCCAUCACCUCAGCCAAAACCUCUGCAGACCUCGAGGAGGUUGCCAAACUCGGAGCAGGCUUCUGGGACUCUAAGUUGUGCCGCAGGAGAAAAAGCUCAGCCUCCUGGUUGUCAGGGACAACAGCUCCCGACAGGCCACCCCCACCUGCCCAGAGACCGGCCGCCAUAGCAACCACCUCAGAGCGCCCCCGGCUUCGAACGCGCACCCCGUCGGAGCUGGAGUGCUGCCAGUCCAACGGGGCACUCUGCUUCAUCAACCCCCUCUUCAUUAAAGUCCACCAACCAGAGAGCGACCACAGCGCCGUCCCUGAACCCGCCGCUGGCACAGGUGAACAGGGCCUCAGGGAGGAACCUGUUAAUGGCAACGACGACUACGACCCGGGGAUAAACAACAACGACAAGGACGCUGAGCCCUGUGACGGCCCUCAGGUCGGCGAGAAAGAUCAGAGUGAAGGCAGCCGCUCGGGUCCCGACAGCCUCACGGACACCCUGCAGCGCCUCGUCAAAAACGCAGAGCUGCAAGACGACGGCAGCCAGAAGCUGAGAGGCCCUGACGGCGUGUCGCGCUCCCCGCCUCCUCGUCCGCCCCCGCCCCGCUUCGCUCCGCAGCGCCCGGCGCCCCCUUGCCGACAGCACAGCAUGCCUGAGAAGAUCUCCUGGAUCAACGUCCCCAAGGAGAAGGUGGAGGAGCGGGAGAGAGGGAGAGAGAGGGAGAAGGGCAGCAGCCUCCUCUCUCGUCUGGGCUCCUCACUAACCAUCAGCCCCUCCUCCUCCCCUCCCAAGCGGCUCAGCAUUAGCUCCCCCAUCUCCAUCCCCCUGCCUUCCUUGCCCCUCUCCCUCUCCUCCCUUUCCUCCUCCCCACGUCGAGCCAAAGCCUCACCAUCAUCCAGCCAGGAAGACGCCCACUGCCACCUGGCGCUGGAGGACCGGACUAUUGAGAAGGCCCUCAGCCGGGCCAAGCUGUCUCGGCAGAACGCUGCUCCCGCCAGCGCCCAGGACUCCAGCAGCCCUCCAGACCCCUCACUGAUGAUCAGCAACGAGCAGGAGGAGGUGCAAGGAGGAAGACAAGAAGAAACAGGAGAUGAAUGCACUGGAGGCGGCCAGCGGCUGAGCGACAUGAGCCUCUCCACGGACUCCUCCGACUCACUGGACUUCUCCCAAUCCUCGUCCUUCUUCCUCCCGCCUCUGCAUGACCCCAGCCCCCCCACCGCAGCCGACUACGCCGCGCACCUCCCGCUCUCUCUUCCUCCGUCCCACCUGCCCUACAGCAGCAUGGAGGAGGACGAGGAUGAGGAUGACGACGAGGAUGAAGACGAGCCAGAUUAUGGUGUUAGCCUUGAGAGCGACCAGGACCAGGACCAGGACCAGGACCUGACCAUGGUGCCGCCGGGCCACCGCACCAAACGCCGCGCCAGCGCCAGCGCCCUCGUCCUCCAGCGGGCCCUGCGGGGGCACCUGCGCAAGAUGAGCGGCGUCUUCAACUCGCUGCUGACCCCCGAGAAGAGAGCGAUCCGCAGGGUGAUGGAGCUGUCGAGGGAUAAAAACUCGUACUUCGGCUGCCUGGUGCAGGACUACAUAAGCUACAUGGGGGAGGGUGCGGGCACCCAGGCCUGGCAGGGCCACGCCUCCGGGCUGGAGCUGCUGCAGACCAUCCGCCAGUUCAUCACUCAGAUGAAGAGCUACCUGCGACAGAGCUCUGAGCUGGAGCCGCCGAUCGAGAGCCUCAUCCCCGAGGACCAAAUCGACCAAGUCCUGGAGAAGGCCAUGCACAAGUGCGUCCUGAAGCCGCUCAAAGCCGUGAUCAGCGCCGCCCUGCAGGAGUUCCAGGUGCGCAGCGGAGCCUGGCAGGAGCUGAAGGAGAACCUGUCAUUGGCUAAGGCCCGGCAGCCCCAGGAGAUGGGCGUGGCCGACGCCCUGCCGCCGGACCCCGUGGCCAUAGAGAAGAUCAGGCACAAGUUCCACACCAUGAUGAAACUGUACUCCCCGGAGAAGAAGGUCACCAUGCUGCUGAGAGUCUGCAAGCUCAUCUACACCAUCAUGGAGGACAACUCAGGUCGUCUGUAUGGUGCCGAUGACUUCCUCCCCGUGCUUACCUACGUGUUGGCCCAGUGUGACAUGCCUCAGCUGGACAACGAGAUCCUCUACAUGAUGGAGCUGCUCGACCCCUCCCUGCUGAGCGGAGAAGGUGGCUACUACCUGACCAGCGCCUACGGAGCGAUGUCCCUGAUCAGGAACUUCCAGGAGGAGCAGGCAGCUCGGGUGCUGAGCUCUGAAACCAGGAACACGCUGCACCAGUGGCACCGCCGCCGCACCACCCAGCGCUCGGCACCCUCAGUGGACGACUUUCAGAACUAUCUCCGGGUGGCGCUGCAGGAGCUGGACAGCGGCUGUACCGCCAAGACCCUGCAGGUCCGACCCUAUGCCACCGUCGAGGAGGUGUGCCAGCUGUGUGCCCAUAAGUUUAAAGUGUCAGACCCAGAGAAUUACGGCUUGUUCCUGCUGACUGAGGGCACCAGCCAACAGCUGGCGCCCGACACCCACCCUCAGAAAAUCAAAGCCGAGCUCCACAGCCGACCGCAAGCCGCCACCUUCCACUUUGUCUUCCGGCGAGUGGCCAACCAUAAUACUCUGUCGUCAGCUCCUCUCAAUCCCACACCCAACCUCAACAACCUCACUGUGACCUCUGACCCAGAGACCAACCUUAGCGACCUCAGCACAGCCACAUCGGUCCCCACCCCGCAGCCUAGCCUCAGUUUGGGCCUGAGCCCCACUCUGAGCCUCAGCCUACCACCCAGCCACCUCAACGGCAACUCCAUCUCUAUCUGACUCUAGUGGGGAGGGGUUAACUGGAAGUUUGAACGGGGUCUUUGUAUCCCAGCUCUGACAGGAUCUCCCAUUAUCUGUAACAGAUAUGGUUUUCGAAGGCCUGAACGGGCUGGCAGUGGCCUGGCAUCCUGAAAAGAGAUGGACUGUGUGGGGUCCAACUGGGCAAAAUGUCAUGCCGUGCCAGUCUUUACAAAGCCUGACUUCCCCUUUUGGAUGACACUUCUGUCUCGGUCAACAUCCCCUUGGCGGAAAGUUUUGUCUGAGAGACCAGAGCGAAAGAGGAAAACAAGAAAGGAAGGAAGGAAAUGAGACAGAUGGAGUUAUGUUUUGUUUUGUUUUGUUUUGUUCUAACUCCAUGGCUCCGUUUGAUUUGGCACGAGAGACGCACUGGUGAAUGCAUCUCUAAAAACCUUACCUCCCUCGGGUAGAAAUGUUGGAAGCAUUGUCAAAUGUUAUUACAAACCACAAAUUGGACUUUUUAUCUGCUUGCUGUCCUCCCUUAAUGCUGGUGCUUUGGGUGCAGAUUCAGGGUCUGCUGUUAUUGUUACUCUUAAGGUACGUAGAGGGAAAUCAGAUUUCAGAUGCAUUUAAGAGACUAAUCAUAGAUCCAUCACAGUAAAAUUUACAACAGAUACUUUAUCUAGGUGAUAGGAGCUACAAUUUACUUGUUGCAGUUGCUGGUAAACUGUAUUAUUUGCUAUUUGUAUUUUUAAAAAAUGGUUAAAUAUUAUAUUACUGCAUGUAGUUUCUUUGUUUACGUGUAAUGUUAGAAACAGGCAUGUCUGCCGGUGUUGAAAAAGGUAAUGUUCAUUUAUAUAUUUUACUGAUUAUCCUGGAGAUAUGACAGAUACCUUAACACCCUCAUACAUAUUGAUUGCUAGCAGGCAUCUUUUCCCAUUCUGAUUGACGUGAUCGCAAAAAAAAAUCAUGACAUGACCGAGGAGCAACUGGAUCCAUGUGGCUGCCACGUUACAAUUUUGACAAGGUCAUGAAAUGCUGUACUACUGACACAUCGUAAAGUUUUUAUCCUGAUGAAAAGAAAGUUGGCCAGUUAUUUAAAAAAAUAAAAAUAAAAAUAAAAAUAAAAAAAAAGCAUGUGUGGACUUCUAAGCUGGUCUGAAGUAACACACAGUGUGUACUACGGCUCUUGUGAAGGAGGGAGAUAUUUGGAAAGAGGGAAUGUGCACAAGGAUACAGUGAGACGGACGAGGAGGUGACAGAUCAGAACGAGGUGGGUCAGCCACGUCAGUGCUGAGGAGUCAGUCCAAAUGUACCUGUUGAAAUUCUUGGUAAUGUUUCCACAGUCCAGCUGACGUGCUGUACGUUUUCUAACUCCAUUGAACUUUAAGACUCCACUGCCAUUUUACAUUGACUGGAAAUGUAAGUGUGAAGUUUUAUUCGCAGAGUGGUAACAGAAAAGUGAUUGAAGAAACGUGGCUGAAAGAAACCCAAGAGUUGUUGUUGUGUUGUUGUUUUUUUAUGGCAAUUCAGUAGCAUUUCUGUUAGAGACACUAUGUAUACACCUGUAUGUUUAGCUCACCAUACUUAUCACUGUGGGCUAAGUGAAUAUUUGUAGGUGUUAAUUUUGAAUUGACUUGUACUGCCAUGUUAUUGGUAACCUAAAUAUUUUGAUUAUGCAAAAUGAGUAUUUAUAUGUAUCUGUGCGGGGAUUUUUCACAGAUGGCUUCUCCCAUGGCUUGACUUUCAUUACAGAGUCAAAAUGUUUGCAUCCAUGAGACAGGUCUUACUUCUUCUAUAUUUGUCAUUGAAUGAUAUAAAUAUUCUUUUGCACUUAAUAAACUUUGGCAAUA